AUGACCUAUGAAGCCUUCAAACUGAAAGGCCUCUCUGAACAAGUCCGCAAUGACUUCGUCAGAGACGUUGCAGUAAGGCUACAGGCUCAUUUGGUCAGAGAGGCUGAGGAAAAGGCCAUAAGAGAAGUAGAAGAGAAAGCUCGCUUGGAGGAAGAGCAAUGGAUUAGAGAAGUUGUAGAAAAGGUUGUUGCUGAAGCUGCUGCUGCUGCUGCGACUGCUGCUGAAGCUAAGGCAAAAGCAAAAGCCGAAUCUGAAGAAGCAGCACAUAUAGCCGUGGAAGAAGCUGCAAAGGAUAACACUGAUACUCUAACUCAGGGGGAGCAAUCUAACUUUGGCUUCACCCCUCUGUUCUUGAAAACUCUAGAAGAACUACAGAAGGAGCAACAGAUUGUGCGAGUAAGAUUGGAUCACAAGGACUCCAUCAACAACAAUAUUCAGAACCUGCUGACUCAACUGAUCCCAAGGAUGCCUCAUCCUCCAAACCCUUAG
This is a messenger RNA of Lathyrus oleraceus (garden pea), 489 nucleotides long. RefSeq names its product eukaryotic translation initiation factor 4 gamma-like. The transcript has a single exon. The coding region runs from base 1 to 489 and encodes 162 amino acids. NCBI's taxonomy places the organism in Eukaryota, Viridiplantae, Streptophyta, Magnoliopsida, Fabales, Fabaceae. The record is from RefSeq and is a predicted model, not a curated record.